AUGGUAGAAAUAACAAUCCAAAAGCGGUCGAGGAGUGACGCAGCUGAGACACAGAGGAAGUUUUUCAGGAAGACGGCAAAAGGGAAGGUCCUUAAAGUGUUAAGAGAGAGAUAUCUACGGGAUGAUGUUUCUUGUGGCAUCGAGGGAUGUUCAGCGUGCUCGCUCCUUGUUUCCUCCUCAAGCUUUACCUCGUCGACCAGCCCAGCCCUGCUCCCUUUCUACGGUAUCACGGUCCUCGAGCACAGAUCAUUCGGUAACAAACACUUCGUGCUGCCCGACACGAAUGUGUUCCUGCACCAGAUGGAUCUCUUCGAGUCGUCACUUUUUACCCCGCCAGUUGUGCUCCUUCAGACCGUGUUGGAGGAAGUAAGGCAUCGAUCGCUGCCACUUUAUGCGAGGCUGCAGGCCCUAAUCAAGAUGGGAGAAGGAGCGGCAGACGGUCAGGGCGGAAAAAGGAUUUGGGUGUUUUACAAUGAGUUCCGGAGAGAGACCGCUGUCAUAAGAGAAAAUAAUGAAUCACCGAACGAUAGGAAUGACCGGAGUAUUCGUAGAGGAGCAGCAUGGUAUAAUGAACAUAUUGCACAAACGCACCUCCAACGGCGUUCACAGAAGUCGGCAGAACUUCCUUUUGUCAUACUGUUCUCGGAUGAUGCAGAGAAUAGAAGAAGGGCGGAGGCGGAGGGCGUUAUAUGCGCGUCAGUGCGACAGUACGUUGAAGGCAUGAAAGAUGCAGAUCGGUUACUCGAUUUGCUCUCCGCUGCUGGAGAGACGGUAAUCGAACCAACGACAUCCGCAGCAGCAAGGAGAGGUCCACUUUAUCCAGAGUAUUUGCUACAAUCUACGCUCCAAGCCGGUAUUCGAACUGGUGAUCUGCACCAAGGGCACUUCAAUCCCGACCCGUUCAAUUACCUCGAAGGGAACGUAUCUGUACCUGCAUUCACCAAACCCGUCCUGUUGAUUGGGAGGGAGAACAUGAACAGGGCAGUUCAAGGUGAUGUGGUUGUCGUGGAAGUAUUUGAUGAGAAGGAUUGGAAGGCACCCGCAGAUGCCGUCGUCGACCAAGAAUCAACUCUACGGAAUGAUGACCCAGACGAAUCUGAGGAAGAAGAAGACGUGGAUGCAGCACUUGCAGAGGAACAGGAACGCAAAAUGCUUUCUCGUGAGGCCAAAGGAUCCCAAACCAAACCAUCGGCCGAAAAGCAGCCCACAGGACGCAUCGUCGGGAUCAUCAAACGUAAUUGGCGUGCAUUUGUCUGCCACAUUGAUCGUGCCUCUCUCGCUUCCGAUGCUUCAACGUCUCUUUCCCUCCAAUCUGUCUUCGCACAGCCGGUUUCUCGAGCACUUCCGCGCAUUCGCAUGCGAACGCGUCAGGCACCUUCGUUACUUGGGCAGAAGAUCCUCGUGUCUAUUGAUAGAUGGGACGUCAAUUCAAGAUAUCCCGAAGGUCAUUUUGUGCGUGCAUUGGGUGCAGCGGAGAGUAAAGAAGCGGAGCAGGAGAGUUUAUUGUUAGAAUACGAGGUGCCCUAUCGGCCAUUUGGAAAAGCCAUUUUAGAUUGCUUGCCGAAGGAAGGUGACAGUUGGGUCGUUCCUCCGAAGGACAUUUCGUCUCCGGAGUGGAGGGAUAGAGAAGACUUGAGGAACUUCGUCAUUUGCAGCAUCGAUCCUCCCGGGUGUCAGGAUAUUGACGAUGCACUCCAUGCCCGGCAGCUGCCAAAUGGCAACAUCGAAGCUGGCGUCCAUAUCGCCGACGUCUCGCAUUUCGUACUUCCUGACAAUCCGAUGGACCACGAGGCUGCUUCACGGGGGACGACGGUAUAUCUCGUUGACAAGCGUAUUGACAUGCUUCCGUCUCUCUUAGGGACAAAUUUGUGUUCUUUGAGGCCUUUCGUUGAAAGGUUGGCCUUCUCGGUCAUCUGGGAAAUAACCUCGGAAGCCGAGAUCGUAAAUGUUCGAUUCUCGAAGUCUGUUAUUGCAUCUAAAGCUGCCUUCACGUACGAGGAGGCGCAAUUGCGAAAGGAUGAUCCACAUCAGCAAGACGAGUUAACAAGUAGUAUCCGGCUCCUAAAUAGCCUUGCGCGCAAGCUUAGAGCGGGACGAAUGGCAGCGGGAGCACUCAAUCUCGCAUCUCCGGAGGUCAAGAUUCACUUAGACAGCUCUGAAUCGUCCGACCCGAUCGACGUGGAACAAAAGGAACUUCAUGAGACAAAUAGUCUCGUCGAGGAGUUCAUGUUACUUGCGAAUAUCAGUGUCGCAAAGAGAAUUCAAGAGACGUUCCCGCAGACGGCUGUUCUUAGACGGCAUUUGCCACCACCGCAUACGAAUUUCGAGAAGUUGCAGGAUAUCUUGAAGAAACGGAAAAACAUGACGCUCGAUGUUUCGAGUUCCGGAGCGCUUGCGGCAUCCUUGGAUAAAUGCAUCGAUUCAAAUGAGCCCGCUUUUAACACUCUUGUUCGCAUUAUGGCCACCAGGUGUAUGCUUUCUGCAGAGUACUUCUGUUCAGGCAGUGUAGCUCGGGAUACUUUCGCGCAUUACGGACUUGCUAGUCCUAUAUAUACACAUUUCACCAGUCCGAUUCGGCGAUAUGCAGAUGUGCUUGCUCACCGUCAACUUGCUGCGGCGAUUAACUAUGCGCCAUUGCAUGCGUCAUUGCACUCAAAGUCUAUCGUUGAGCGUAUACUCAAUGUUGUGAACCAUCGACACCGUAUGGCGCAAAUGGCAGGUCGUGCAAGCGUGCAAUUCUACGUCGGACUUGCAUUAAAAGCGCGUGGAAUGCGUGACGGGAAAGAGGUAGAAGUGAGCGAAGAAGCGUUCGUAAUUCGGACAUUCCGCAAUGGUUUGGGUGUUUUUGUUUCAAAACUCGGUCUUGAAGGCCUCGUAAUGUUCAAACGCGAGACCUCCUUUGAUGCAGAAAAGUACACCGUCACAAUCCCGCAUUCCGGGAAAGAUGGAAAGGAUGUCACAAUCUCCGUAUUUGACAAAGUCGUUGUACGAAUUUCUGUCGAGAAGGAUAAAAAUACGCAGCGUGGUGGUGUUAAAAUGACCUUGAUGGAGCCAGUGGAUUCGUCGGGUUUAUGA
Molecule: messenger RNA, 3075 nt
Organism: Fomitiporia mediterranea MF3/22
Lineage: Eukaryota; Fungi; Basidiomycota; Agaricomycetes; Hymenochaetales; Hymenochaetaceae
Product: RNB-domain-containing protein
Exons: 15
Coding region: 1-3075 (1024 amino acids)
Biological process (GO): rRNA catabolic process
Cellular component (GO): nuclear exosome (RNase complex); cytoplasmic exosome (RNase complex)
Molecular function (GO): endonuclease activity; RNA binding; 3'-5'-RNA exonuclease activity
Source: RefSeq, a predicted model, not a curated record